Molecule: messenger RNA, 13093 nt
Organism: Dermacentor silvarum
Lineage: Eukaryota; Metazoa; Arthropoda; Arachnida; Ixodida; Ixodidae
Product: cyclic AMP response element-binding protein A
Exons: 11
Coding region: 299-1843 (514 amino acids)
Biological process (GO): regulation of transcription by RNA polymerase II
Molecular function (GO): cAMP response element binding; DNA-binding transcription factor activity, RNA polymerase II-specific
Source: RefSeq, a predicted model, not a curated record
GAUGCCGACGGCAGCUCGGCGCUCGGCAACUUGUUGCAGUCGAGAAUUAUCUCUGUGUGUGUGAAGUGCGCGCCGUGCGCCCAUCCGAGCGAGGCCUGGUGUUGGUGGUGGCUACAUUUUUCGUCGGACCCUACCCGUUGCACCGCCAGCAAAAAAGCGAGCUCGUCGAAAUAGAGGAAAAGGCGCGCCGUUUCGCCGCCGACGCUACGAACGCCGGCGCCUCGAUCACGACUGGGACCGUACAAUCGGGGAAUUAGCGAAAGGAACGACCGCCGUGCCAAGCCGGCGAAGGGGAGAGAUGACCAUGGAAAGCAUCGAAGUUGACCGGUCCCUCUACGACAUCGGCGACUCGGACCUCAAGGAGCUUUGGGCCCAGGAAUCCUUCGAAUCGGUGAGUCUACGCUCCAUUGUUUCGCCUUUAAGCGAACGACUGAGGCGCGCUCAUCUGGGGUCGCCUUUUGUGCUUGGUUCCUGUUUUGCAGGUGAUGCGCAACCCAUGGUCGACAUCAGCUCCGAAUCGGACUGGUCCACCAUACUGGACAAUCCCAUCAUCCUGCACGACCGCAUGAUGUCGGACGCAGUCCAGUCGCCGCGCAUCCAGUCAGAGCACUCCUACUCCAUGACGUCCAGCGACGAAGGUCCCGACUCGCCGCUCUCCAUAACGCCGCACAUCAAAAUCGAAGACAUGGACUCCGAGUGCUUCCCCGCGGUUCCCGUGUCCACAGUCACCGGCCAGUCAGACCUGGCCGCCACGGGCGGCGUGGUAGUCAAGCAGGAGCCCAUGAGCCCGCCGCCGCCGCCCCCGUCGAGCCCGCCUCCUCCGCCGUCCCGCAAGACGUCGUCUCGCCUGCUGACCUCGGCGCUCGCCUCGGCGCCCCUGGUUGCCAGCUCGUUACCGGCCUCGCUGGCGUGCGUCGCCUCGGCCGCGGCUACGGCCGCAGCGGCCACUCACAUUCACCAACACCACCACCACCAACAGCAGCAGCAACAACAGCAACAGAGCCUGCUCAAGCAACCCACCAUCGUGUUGGCCGCAGCGAGACACGAGCGCCACAUGGUGUACCCGAAGGUCAAGCUGGAACCACCGUCCGGCUUCGUGCUCCCACCCACGCCUCCAUCAAGCCACAGCAGCGACUCGGACGGGAGCCUGUCCCCGGUGCACAGCACAGAGAACCGCUCACCCACCAGUUUCACAGUGGCAGCUGGAGGAGGCAGUCCCGAUGCCGCCGCAAUGCCGUCAUCUCAGGGCACGUCAUCGGGCCAUGGCCCGUCCCACCCCGCCGCGUCGUCAUCGUCCUCCAUGAGCCGCCGCAGCCAGUCACAUUCGCGCGUGGCCGUGACGUCAUCGUCGUCAUCAUCCUCCUCCUCUUCCUCAUCUUCGUCGCGCGGCUCGGCGAGCGGCGGAAGUCAGCUCAUCAGCAACCAGGCAAAGGGUGCCACUGGAGUGUUAAUACUGACAGACGAGGAGAAGAGGACACUGCUGGCAGAAGGCUACCCCAUACCCCAGCGGUUACCCCUCACAAAGGCGGAAGAGCGCUCGCUCAAGAAGAUACGGCGAAAAAUAAAAAACAAGAUAUCAGCUCAAGAAAGCCGAAGGAAGAAGAAAGAGUACAUGGAUUCCUUAGAAAAGAGGGUGGAGACGUUAUUAAGCGAGAACCAAGAGUACAAGAAAAAGGUUGAUGUCCUAGAGAGCAGCAACAGGUCAUUGCUGUCACAGUUACAACGGCUCCAGGUAUUACUUGGGAACCAGACAGUGAAGUGCGAGAACCGCUCGGCGGCGUCAAGGUCGUCGACGAUUCAUAUGGACUUCGAAACCGACGACGAGCCGGUGGACAUAAUUUAACUUUCACUGUCGUCUAGCCGUCUACCUUUGUUCUCCGCCGUGAACCGCUGGUGUUCAAGCCGACGCCGUUUCGAGAGUGCGAUACACCUUCUUCAAGAAUAUGUGUUGGGACACCAUGUUUUCGUUUCUCGCGGCUUUUGUGCUGGAACCAGUGGUGACGUACCAAGUGCCUUUCGUCGUCGGAGAAGAGCCUUCCUGCGCCGGCUACGUGUUGCGUAGGGACAAUUUUUCAUCCACACAUCGCUCGGGUUUGAUAUUGUUUUCACCCUUGGUUCCGUGUACAUUUUUCCUUUUAUUUUUUCCUCGGUGGUUCGACGUACUGUCGUUUCUAUAGAGGCCGCCAGCCUCGCUAAUCUGGCUGUGCUCGUGCUGCGGUGAGCAUUUGUCGUCUGCGAACUACAUGUGCGUGCACUGUUAGCAGACGACAAUCCGUGAGCAGACGACGUACUAAGCGCGAACAGACGACACCGCUCACGGAACCGGUUUGCUGAUUAUAGCAGACGAAAACCCCCAGGCAGUGCCAAAACAAAGAUGGAGAACAGAGCAGCAAAGUUUUGUUUUUUCCUCCUCGCCUUCUUUCACUUCUGUUACAAUGUGUUUUUUGUUGUUUUUUUAAUUCCUUCCACAGUUACCAUCUUCCUUCUACACUCAGGCGACACCGAUGUUUAGAAGAAACUUCCUGAAUGUUAGUUGGAAACGUUCGUGUGGGGAAAUUACACAGUCUGUGUGUUUAUAUUUUUUACAGCGCCGUUGCCUUGAUGGAAAUAUUUGUGGAAUGCAUUCCUUAUCCUUUCUUUUUAUUUCAUGUGCGAAACCCAUCAAGGCAACAGCGUCUAUCACUUUCGAUAUAUAUCGUCUUUUUGUAAAUAGUUGCAUAUGCACUCAUUGUUGCUAAGAACGCUAGAAGAAAAAAAAAAGAGAAGACAACCACCAAAGUUAUCAUCGGCGUUCUUUUGCAAUAUGGUUGACGCCCUGCAAUGUGCCUCUUUUUCUUGUUUUCUUGUAACAGAAAUGUCAUUACAAGUGUUUUAAUUUCUUUUUGUUUUGUGCAAUAGCUCGUAGAGCUAAAUGAGACAUUCUGAAUAUAUCGAUGCCCUUCUUUGGACAUUUCAUGUUCAUCUUCCGGCAUUACGUGUUACGCUGUACUUUCUUUUCUUUUUGUCGCAAAUCAUAAAUGUUCGGCUUUUUGUUGAUGUUCUGGAUUUGUAAGGUUUGGGAACACUUUUCUUUUCUCACGUUGUUACUUGACUCUCUGUUCUCUUUACUUAUUAUGAUUGUUGAUUUCUUUGAGCUCACAUUCCCUAUUUUAGUCGUUCUUUUUUUUUUAAUUUUAAGCUGUGUUGAAACGUGAGAGUUCGUCUCUUCAGAGGCAUGUGGUGGCUGGCUGUGUUGACUCGGAAAAGCUAGUUCUAUCAAAUUCACAUUUUCUUCAAGGCUCGCUCAUUGAAGGAAGGGCGCUUACCCCACAGCAGCUCAACAACGAAAUCCUCUACAAGCUCCAGUCUUUACCACGCAACAAAAACCCACUGCAAGGGGGUAAUGCAUUUGUGCUCGUCAUUCAGGCAUACAUGAAAUUUGGCAUUAGGCUUGGCGACGAUCUCCAAAGAAAAGCAUUUCUCAAAAAAAGCUUGCUUCAACUAACUUUGGCCAAGUCGCUGUCUGGACCUGUAAACGAGCGUCCAGUGGACGCUUUUUCAUCUUAUGCUGUUCUCUCCUGACAUUACCUCUCUAGAUAGUAUUUUUUAUUUCCUUACCUGGUGACGAUAAAGGUGCAGACGAGUACCUCUGCGAUGAUACUGCAGCACUUGCUAUGGGAAACACGAGAGAAACAGAAUACUUUUUUGACUAGUCCUUAGCGCACAAAAAGAGAAUCAUUAUCAAAUGUCACUUAUAUCACACGCAUGCAUCUAGACUUUCUAUUUUGUUCUUUUUUCUCUUUGUCCAUUCUUUUUUAUCAUUAUUACGAUGGCAUGUUGCAAUAGACGAGAUCAUGUUUUUCAGAGGAGGUGUGUGUAUGGCAGAGAUCGUUUCGACAAGAGGGCUCACUUUUUUGUGCGUGUUAUGACAUUCACUGUUUUUCAUUUACAUAUUCCACCCUUUUAUUUUCUCUCUCCUUUCUUGCAAGGCUUCUUUAGUUGUGAAAGAGUACACGUAAACUCCUUUCGAGCUGCGCAUGUGCUGUGUGAUGUGUGAACCGUUGAGGGAUCAGGUGACGCUAACGUCAGCCAACAGGCUUUCAUCGGAACAUUGUGUUAACAAUGCGAACAUACGUUGUACAAAGCUGUGGAGUGGUUCGUCGGGCACUUUCGCUUCGAAAGGUAUUCCAGAGGCAUCUAUGAGAUUUCGGCGUGGAAGUCUGUGGCAUGAAGUUCACCGAAAUCUAACGAGCAGACAGAUGUUCACAGGUCCUGCGAAGGAUGCGGUCUGUGUGUUUCAGGUCAUAUCAUGUUGAACUUACUGAUCAAAUGCCUCGACAUUUGAAAAUACCAAAAAAAUUUAUCGCUUGUACUGUAUUCACAUUUGCAUCUAAAAAUGGGCAGGCAGCUAUUCAGCACCCGUGCAUAUGCGCCUCAAUUUCACAUAUGGCAGCCAGUGGGGGCUGCUCACAAAUAAUUUAUUGUCAUCGAGCUGAGAACAUUGUAACAUUGGUUCACUCCGUUAGCAUCACUUGUUUCCCUCAUAGUGGCGAAGUUGUUUGGAGAAUUUUUUUCCCUUGAUUGGGCGGGCAAAUCGCUUUCUCUUUUUUUUCGGUGAGAAUGGACUGUACAAUUGCAAGUCAUUCCUGAAUGUGCCCUUCAUGUUCAACCUCCUUUGUCAAAGACGCUGGCUGUAUCGGAAUUUGUCCCAUACUAGCAGUGUUUUAAGCUCAGUCAACGAAUGCAUCACAUUUGGGGAAAUUCAACAAUUACAUACCUACUAUCAAUUUCAAGUUGUCCACAUUCGUCAUUCGCUGUAUAUGGCUUCAACCUCCUUCGUGGAACGGUCUUCAGUUCGUUUGAAAUCACAAGCACAUACGUUACGAACUGUCAUUGUCUCCAUUUCCCGGUACAUCCUCCAUACUAUGAGGCUAUCAAUCAGUCCAUUAAUAAAUCUUUAUUCUAUCAUCAGGGAUCUUGAUCUUGAGGACCGAGGUCAAAACUUCCCUGAAUGGGUUUGAGAACAGCUGCAUUGCGAAAUGUACAGAAUGGUUUGGUGAGACCACCAUCCCUUCUGAAACAUUCCGCAUGCAACUCUGUAAUUCCAUUUUUCUGUAUAGGAACUCUUACGAAACUUCUGCAAAAUUAAUAUUUUUGUUUGCUUCAUUAUUAGUCUCAAUUAGCUUUGCUCACAAUUUAGACUGUGGAUCAUAUAGAAAAGCUAGCCGUGGCCGAGAAACGAGCCUAGCUAAACAACCAUACUGAAAGCCGUGUUAACACUUGUUUCAAUUUUUUUUUUCAUAAGCGCACUUGAGGUAAAUGUGCUCAUCAAUGCAUCACGACGCUUGGUGUUGAGAGCGAAUUCACUCUUUCUUUAUUAUUGAAAGUUUCUCAAUUUUAUUACCGGGUACCGUUACAGCCAAGGUUAACAAGAAGGGGUUGCUUGUGGCAACGUGGUCUUUUCUUUUUCUCCAGGUGGGCUUUUUUGGUUGGCUGUCCUUGCGAUAUGUUUCUAAUUCUAAAUAGUACCAAUACACUUAUCCUGCCUAGGUGUGUUACUUCCUUUCUUAGUUUUGGAUGAAAAUGCAGGAAGAAAGAAUAUUUAAUUCAUUCAAUGACAUCGCAGUGGCCUCAACUAUGACCUCUUUCAGGUUGUCUUUCGUUAAAUGUAAGCAUGAUUUUUUGUAAAUCGUACGGAUUUGUUCAUUGUGGCUGUGACAUUCGUUACAAGACGCAUAAUGGUUUUCUUUUUUUCCUGUCCUUUAUUUUUUUCUAUUUUGGGGUGAAAACCGCGUGUUUCAAUUGCUGCGACUUCGCUUUUGACAUUGUCUUAAGAACUUGCCGAGUGUUUGCGGCUUUUUCGCCCUCUGUUUUGCUCACCGAACUCAGCGUAACGUGCAAUGAUGUGAUAAUAAUAUGUCACUGUUUUGAAGUCUUUCUUUUCUGAUUAUUCAUUCGCGCGCUUCAUUUGUGCGAAUCACCUUAAACUGGGGAGGAUAAUCGGCUAUGAUUUUGAUCAGCAGUUAUUGUUCGUAAAACUGCAAUUUAUUCCCAUUCACCAUACGAGACUUCUGAAACUCAAAGCACUGUCAUUUGUCAUUAGACAGUUAUACAGCGGCUGCUUGGAAAUUUCUGUAGUUGACAGCGUUUUGUAUGCUGCUUGCAUUAGAUUAGAUAUCAGUGUUGAUCACGAAUCUGAAAUUGUUGAUUCACAUUUAAAAUGCUAAUUAAAAGAAUGACACUGCUAUUUUCAACCGCCAGCUGUUGAUAGCACUGACAGAACCUGCGAUCAGAGAAUGGAGUUACAAAAUGCUGGUACGAAAUCUCUGGACAGAUUUAUGUGAAAUCUUUUUCUUGAGCCAUGAUGUGUUUUAAUCCUCAACAAGAAGCUUAUAAAACUUGCUAGUCUCGAAAGUGAGAAUUUUUUGCAGCACAUGUUUUUUUUACCGCAUUUUGGCGUACGCCGAUAUUUUUUUAACACGCUCUCUCACUUUCUCAUUGCUCACUUUUACGAGUUUCACGUGACUUGUUUCUGUUGCGGGCUGAUUUCACGUGAUCCAAGUGCGUAGCCAUACAUUUUUAAGUUAUGAAUUUAUGAAUUAUGCAUGAAGUUAUGAAUUGCGACGUUGGUGACAAUGAUAAAACGUAGUGUUGAGCAUGUCUCCUUCUCAAGUGCAAUGUUUUAAUAUAGGGACUUUGUGCAAAUCGCGCCUAGGGUGUAUGCAUCACUAAACGGAAGACCCCGUUGCUGUGUCGAAUCAAGUGCCUUUUCACUUCCAGAAUAAAAAAAAGAGCCAAAACGGGUUUAAAUUGUUCUCAACUGCGCACUUUCACCAUCGCAAGAAAGUGAAGUAGUAUAUGUUGGAUUCAAAGUAGCAUACAGUGGCACAAUGUUUACCUACACUCUGAACAGGUUUCACGCCCAUUAGUGUUUAUCUUACUCUACCGUAAAUGAUAGUCAGCAAUCUUACAAGAAUUUUUCUUUUCUUACAAAGGGAACAAAUGCUUUGUAUUUCCAUUGGCUUUUUCUUGAUAUGCAAUUGAAUAUUAUUAGUUUGUUUUGCAAGCCCGAUACUUUCCUUGAGAAACAGCGUGUGCGUAUCAAUAUCGCACAGCGUUUUUGACAGGAAUGUGCUAGGUAGAGUUUGUGCAUGCGCCACUAAUGACGGUAAUUGUUGUGAGACAAAAUAAGCCCUCCCAUGCAAAAGUAGUAGAAAUUUUCAUUUCUUCUUAUUGAGUUUUAGAUUUUUUCGAUAUACUUUCUGUCAAGAGGCAAGUUAAUAACAUGCAUUCAUUUUACAACUGUGAAGGGUGCAUAAUUUUCAGAGUGUACGUCUCAACACCAGUAGCUCGGAACAUCUUACAGCCAUGCUUCCUUCUUGACCAUAUUCGCUGUCUCAAGUGAGCGUCAAAACUGCUAAAUGGUAAUGAAGGGUAGAUGAGUCUGCCAUCUCUCUUAGUGCUGUAAAUGUUUGGCUUUCAUUGACUUGGCAUGUCAAACUAGUGAUACUUAUUUAUGUGUUCCACUUUCGGAACGACUGGACCUAACCUAACCUGAUCUCCAGGUCUUGCUGUGCAAAAGUACUUUGUUUAGGAAAAUUUUGCACCCAAGUGCCGAGUGCUUGCAGUGCAUCUGCAUAUGUGAAAUUUAUAAUAAUUAAAUUGUGUGUAAAGACUGAACUGCCGUUGUGUCGCAUAGUUCCUUAGAAAAGCUUGUUAAGGCUAACUCGUAGUUUGUAGCAAUGUUUAUAUUGUUGUAAGGAGAAUGUGUCUUUGUGAAGGGCGUUCAGUAUGACAGCUUUUCAGUUGCCCAAACGCUAACACGUUGUGUUUCACGAAUAUCAUUACAUAGGCUUGCUAGAUUAGAACCAUUCGAACCUUUGUCAUUCCUUAACCAGACCUUGGAAAACGUGUCUGUUUCAAAAAAAUAACCAGUGUAUAUAUAUAUAUAUAUAUAUAUAUGCCAUUAGACAUGUAGUAUGAGAUGCCAUGACAAGCUCUUGAAUUCUUGGUUGUCAUCUUAGACUUCAUCGAGCUACUUCUGUUGAAUCUCACUGAUUUCCGUUCUCCUACAACUUUGUUUAGUACUGUUGCCGAUUUUUUUUUUUCAAGCUUAAACACUCAGCGGUGGAUGUAGGUGACACGAUUUCACAGCAAGAAAAGGUAGCAUAUUUUGGCAGAAAGCCAAGAACACAUUGAACUUGAAAUUUGCCACAUUGCAUAAUCGUUUACUGGUCAGUAGAUUCUUGGUGUUAAACUUGCGCGUGCACAACUUCCCAUCAAUGGCAACAAAUUCAAAUGUAUACAAUGGCUUUAGUGGAACACUGUUCGGUGAACAAGGUACUAUAGUCACCACAAGGGUGAUAAAGAACAAAAUGGUCAGGGGUAAUUCCAUUAGCAACUGUUACUCAUCGCCAAUGUUUUUAUGGUGAGGGUAUUUAUAAGUUGCUUUGCACUAUACCAUUUCGUCAACAGACCAAGAAACGACAAAACUGAUGACUUGUUUCUCUAUUGUCUUAACUCGUCGACCGGUUAUCACUUGAAAUUUAUCAUGAUGUUGAAUUUAUGUAUCCCCAUAACAAUAUGUUAAAACAAACAAGAAAAAUUCAAAAUUUCGAAAAAUAUUCAGGCUUUCGUAUUUAAAGAAACACCUGAGCCCUGUUAGGUUGAUAUACUAAAAAUGCACUUGGUUUGCGGGUAUUGCAGCUUUACUACGAUCACACAUUGACCACUUAAAAGGGCAUCGGAAGGCGCGUUGAGUCCUCUGCAAGUGAAGGUAUAUUUAUUAUCGCUUUUGCGGUAUGAGGUCAUGGUACUUACGUCUUAUGCACAACAAUGCAGUCUCUUGUGGAACUUCUGAAACGAAAGCAUUUAUUGACAGUGUCGUCUUUGUGAUCUCGGCCGUGCCUUGGAGACUUCCCACGCAAAAAAGAAAAAAAGUCGUGAUAGUUUGAAUAUUUUCUGUAACCUUCAGACGGACGUUUUAUGAAGGCUAUGUGCAAUUUCUGUGCAAUUUUUAUUGCCGGUAAUAUGGUGUACUCUCAACAGAAAUUUCUAUUCAUCGCCUGUUAUCUUUCAGCAUCGACUCAAAGAGCGUCCAUGUAUAUUGCGCACCUAUAAUGAACAUUUUAAGCUUUCGUGCCUGGAGGCCAUUGCACUCGCUAAAUCAGAAUUAUCGCACGCCUUAAAACUUCGACAGAAACUUCCAACACGUGGUUCAUUUAGCACAGUAGCUUCCUCUAAACGCUACGAGCAAAGGGAGUUCUCGCUAUGCUUUUUUACAAGUGCUGGCUUCCUAUUAGACUCCAUUGCUUGGAGUUCUCGUACUUUCCCCGGUGGACUCCGUUUACUCUGCACAUGCUCAGCACACCCUUACAAAGGUUAUAGAAAUUGUGUAGUGUUUAGAUAGAGAUUUUGGUACAUUCAAUUGACUUUCUAUAGAGAUGUGAUUGAAUGUCAUGCAUGGAUUUUGCAAGGGUGGCUAACGUGCCCUGCUGGUGGUACGCGAACUCUUGAAUGUCGAGUUAAAACAGAAUAAGUUGGCAUCACUGUCUCCGUUGUUAUAGUGCACUAUCUACCUCCAACGUUAGUCUUGCCUCAGUUCCCAGGGGAUGGGUUCAGCUAAUGCAGGGCAGGACUAAUCAUAGAUCUAUAGAAGAAGUCUUCAAAGGCGAACUGCAUUGAACUUUCACUUUAUAUAAAUUGAUUAUAAAUUAGUAGUGUAUACUCUUGAAAGCAAUCUUGACAAAGCUACAGGGCUGGUAAUCGCCUAUUUUGUUUCAGUAAUAGCCAUUACUUAGCGCCUUAACAGGCAACGCAGCCACUUGUUAGGAGAUAUGAAGCCAGUCCCGCAACAUAGCCUCCGAGAUUCUCAACCCACCGCGGAAGUAGACCGAUCUCGGAUGCAAUGUCCAGGCGCCCCGUGCAGGUUUUCAACUUUCCGGGAUUUGCGUCAUUCCAGGCGUGCGCUAAUGGUGGCAUUUUCUUGAGUUCCGUUUUUUAAAAAAGCUGCAAUUAUUUUCCGAGCUUUCUGCACCACAUCCGGGCGUCCAUGCAUCCACACCAUUGCGCGGCAGCCGCUAGUAUCUACUGUCUGAUGCUAGGCUUUCUACACGGUCGAAAAUUUCGCUGCAGUUGGCCAUUGAAUGUUGACGAUGAUGACGUGUGAAAAUCCCAGUGCCAUGUACCGUGUACGGUUGUGUACACUAUUGAUGGACGGUAACAUCUACUGCACACGAUUAGCUCUGCAACAGAAAGCAUCCCUGUUGCCUUCUAAGUGUCACUGCUUAAAUAGCUUUUUGCCGCUUCCGAAAAAAGAAAGGCACAUAUAUACCUUAGCGAGUUAUUUUAGAGCCUUCAUUGCAACAUUCUGCACAUUUUCAUGUCUUCGAGACUAGAAAUCAAGGAGGCUAGAAUGAGCGAACUAGCACACUAUAAGUGAGCUUUUCCGAGUUCUAUACCCACAUCGGGUUUUGUACAGGUUUUACGAAUGUUAUCGUCGAUGUACUUUUGAGAUCACACUAUAUGACAGCAUAAGAAAUGUGUACAUACGAUUAUAGAGUAAUGUUUCUUUUUCCCCGUCAUAUCUAACACCGUCGGAAUACAUAUAUUAUUUGUAUAGAAAUUAAACAGAGAUGUAUCUAUAUGCCACGUAUAAGAGAAAAGAUUUAUGUGUUACGCGUCGUACAACAUAUAAAACUUUCUAUACAGCUGUUGGCACUGUGCACAAGACAGCUCAUUGUACAGGCCAUUGUUUUCUAAAAAAAAAGGCAGUUUUCUGCGCUUUGUCUAGCUCUUUAGCUUGUAGUUCAGGGCUUCCCGCUUUGGCACUAGUUCUGUAACGCUCGAAGAGUAAGCACUGCGCUGUAAUGUUUGUACGCUUCUAGAAGCCUGCCAACUUAGCCACGGUGUUGUAAGCUUGAAAGAGGGAUUCCGUGAGUACAAGCAGUCGUAUACCGUGCAUCUUAACACUGUACGCCGAGUCACCGAUUGCUUGAUGAUUGCAUAUUUUAUUUAUUCUUCGUCACUCGAAAUCGCUGAAGAAUUGGAAUCCAACGAUCAUCAACAGCAUUAUUAUAGUUAUUUCCGAAUGUCUCACCCAGAAAUAAUUAGAAUUACGGAUCCGGCAUGUUUCCACAGUAUCAAUUGUUUUAGUGGCUGACUAUAACUGUUCCGCUAUAUCAUACGCGGGCACUUUCUAGCGCUUCAAAGAUAACUUAAAGCAUCGUAAUGCGUACUAGAGCAAGUUUUAAUGCUUUUACAGGCAACGCCAUUGUUAUAUUGGCGGUAAAGUGUAUUCUUGAGCCGUCAUUGUUACUCUACCUUCGCGAACUCGCGUCUACAGAUCGUAGCUAGUCUUCUCUCGUUGUAGGCCUCCACACUGUACCUGUAUGACGUCACAGGCCGGUCGCUCUGACCUUUUCAACUCGGAAGUUUCAUUAACUUGUAACGGGGCUUGCUCUUAGAAUGGUCAUUAUGAAGGUCAUUAACAGAUGUGGUCAUCAAGAAGGAAAACGAGUAUAUUUUUCGGCAGAAAACAGUUGACAUCGAAGACCUACAGAAUCGCAAUGUCUCCUUUCGAGGACAUUGUUUUCUUGGUGCUCUUUUCCACACGUAUGUGCGCGCUUAUUAUUAUUUUUAUAGUGCUCUAUUUUUGUACAUUCGCCUCAUAAAUCACGAUGACGUACAACAACUGUGAACGCUUCAACUCUUCACGUGCAGCACCAAUCCACCUCUAUGCCCAUUUAUAGAACCUUUCAUCGCAUUUUUUGCAUUAAAUACGGAUAAUGAACACCUGUCUGUGCAUUCGGUCUUUCGUUGUGUCCUUGCGCACAUGCUUAAAAAGAAAACUUGUUUUCAAAGCGCGACAAUUCUCUUCUAUUUCUUUAGAGACGCGUGCAUUCAUGACAUUGCAUUAAAACCUUUUGAGGGCCAGAACACGUCGGGAUGUGUUGCGGUACAUAGUUCGCCUGAUUUCUCGUUAAUAGAUGGCGUUGCCAGUAGUUGCCGAUUCCUUUUACUCACGGGGCUCUUGCGCGGUGGUUGCUUGCGCAACUGUUAGCCAGUAUAUCUACUGUGUUUUACUGGUUGUUUCUGUCUCGCAAAAGGUACUCCUGAAGUUUUCAGGCCAUGUUUUCUUCACAGCAGAAUUCUUUAACCGUAAAAUCUCUAAGCUUACGGAUGGUAGCCAUGUUUAAAUAAAAAUGUGCUAGUCAAUUUAAAAUUUGGAGGUCCGCGAAUUGUUUUGUCAGCUUUGUGUAGGCCAACUAAACUACGGUCACUGAUUGAUGUGAGUACGGCACACAAAGUUUGGUGAUUUUCGUCCACUGGUAGCAUAAAGAAAACUAAAAAAAGAACACAGAGCAGAGUCAGAUUUCCAAAGUCGUUUCGCACAACUGUUGUGUUUAAAGAACUCUGCUGUGCAAGCCAGACUUGUGUUAAGAAAACGGUGGCGGGUAGCAAUUCUCUGCCUUGCCUUUCCAAAAUUGGAAUAUAAAUCUUGUCUUUCUUGUGGCUUUUCGUUGUCUUCGAUACUUUCUGUAGAGAUGCAACUGGAUAUCAUGCGCAACUUUUGCAAGGGGUGUUUCUGACAUUUUUCUUUCUCCGCGCGUAUUUCUUCUCGCAUCUGUCUUUUGUCGCGGUAUGACUGUGCGCUGUCAUGGUGUCGACUAAUGCCGUCGAGGAAGGUCGGUUACACGCCAUUUUGUGCUCCCUCAGUCGUUCAGCACCCGUCAUGCCAUCAUGAGUCAUCGACUUUACAUGUCACUGCAAUGUGUGUGUGUGUGUGUAUGAGUGUGUGCAUGCAUUAGUACGUGUGACAGUGUGUGUAUUUUGGUGCAAAAGAAAAAGUGUCCAUGUUGUCAACUUGUUUUUUAUCUUUUGGGGACCAGCUUCUUUUUCUUCCUCUCAUAUACUUUGUUGCCAUUGCAUUGACAGAGCGUUUACGUUUCCUAGACGCUCUUGUUUCUCUGUUUUAUUAUUAUUUUUUGUUAUGCGCGAACUGUGCACGUUAUAUUUUUUUCUCUCUCUAUCUCAAGUGGGAUGUGCACAAUUUUUUUUCCCACGUGUGUGCAUGAUGAAAUACAUAAAAUAUAUAUGAAGUGAUAUGCCCGCA